AUGGGCGGCGGCCAAACCAACCCCAACCAGUCCCAGUCCCAGCCCCAACCACAGCCGGGCCAAGCAGGCCCGCCGCUGCUGGACCUGACCAUCGACAACAUCACGCCCAACACGGUGCGCAUCAACUCGCAGAGCACCGACGCCCGCCUGACCUACCUGAUGGCGCGGCUGGUCACCCACCUGCACGACUUUGCCCGCGAGACCCGCCUGAGCACCGCCGAGUGGACCGCCGCCAUCGAGUUCCUGAUCGCCUGCGGCAAGAUUUGUAGUGAUGUGCGCAAUGAAUUCAUCCUCCUCUCGGACGUGCUCGGCCUCUCACUCCUGGUUGACAACAUCAACCACCCGACGCCCCCGGGCGGGACGGAGGGGUCUGUGCUGGGGCCGUUCCACACCCACGACGCGCCGGUGCUGGCCAACGGCGCGAGCAUGACAUCGGACCCGGCGGGCGAGCCCAUGCUGGCCGUGUGCACGGUGAAAGACGUGCAUGGCCGGCCCGUCCCGGGGGUCACGGUCGACAUCUGGGAGACGGACAGCUCGGGCCACUACGACGUCCAGCACGCUGACCGCGACGCCCCCAGCGAGCGCUGCAUCAUGGUCACGGACGACCAGGGCCGUUUUUGGUUCCGCGGCCUCAAGCCCGUUAGCUACCCCAUCCCCCACGAUGGGCCCGUCGGCAAGCUGCUGCAGCUGCUGAAGCGCCACUGCUGGCGGCCAGCUCACGUGCAUUUCAUGUUUGGCAAGGACGGGUGGGAUCGCUUAGUCACGUCAGUCUAG
Messenger RNA from Chaetomium globosum CBS 148.51, 774 nucleotides. RefSeq lists its product as uncharacterized. The transcript has 2 exons. Gene Ontology annotation, molecular function: ferric iron binding; catechol 1,2-dioxygenase activity. Bases 1 to 774 code for a protein of 257 amino acids. Gene Ontology annotation, biological process: catechol-containing compound metabolic process. NCBI's taxonomy places the organism in Eukaryota, Fungi, Ascomycota, Sordariomycetes, Sordariales, Chaetomiaceae. The record is from RefSeq and is a predicted model, not a curated record.